Diospyros lotus (date-plum) is the source of this 2454-nucleotide messenger RNA. Its product is annotated as exocyst complex component EXO70B1-like. Gene Ontology annotation, molecular function: phosphatidylinositol-4,5-bisphosphate binding. The record is from RefSeq and is a predicted model, not a curated record. Bases 376 to 2319 code for a protein of 647 amino acids. The transcript has a single exon. NCBI's taxonomy places the organism in Eukaryota, Viridiplantae, Streptophyta, Magnoliopsida, Ericales, Ebenaceae. Gene Ontology annotation, biological process: exocytosis. Gene Ontology annotation, cellular component: exocyst.
GUUUCAUUCCCUCCAAGCAAGUCUUUUUCUUCCAACGACCAUUUCAAUCUGAAGAAACUCAAAGGAAGACGAAGAUACAUAGAAAAAAAAAAUGUAAGGAGCUAGGAAUCGAUUCAUCUCUCGAUGCUUCGAACAGCAGGUUCAGGAUUACGUACCAAGAAUCUAGAUUGAUUCUCAACAAUGGUGGAUGAGGAGAAAGACAAACAUCCUCCUGAAAUAUCCCGCAGUUUUGUCCGACAAGAAAAUAUCAGACACGACGGCGAUCGUCACCAUUACCAGGAUCGAGGUAGCGAGCCGGAUUAGUCUCAAUCGAAGAAGAAUCUCUACGACGGAGAGAGCCAAGAGAACGAUGGCGCCACUACAGACGAUUUGACUAUGGAUCAAGAUGAUCGGCCGGAAGCAAAGACUAGUGCGGAGCCCGAGAUCGACGAAGAGGGGCCUAGGGCUGAAGUGGAUUUGGAAGAGUCUCAUCCUCCGCCUGAUUACGGCCGAGUCUGUCAAGAGAUAGAUCGAUUCAUCUUGGCGGUGUCGAGCUCAAGCGGAGGAGAACCGGAUGUUCCUGAAUGCGUGGAGCAGUUUGCGGUUCUCGUUGAAGCGAAGAUUGAAAGUUGUGUUUCGGUGAAAUGGAGUCGGUUCCCGGAGGAGAACUCCUCUUCCUUCUUGGAUGCUGUGGAUCGAGUAUGGAAGCUUUUGAAUUCGCUCGCGAAGUUUUCGUUGGAAUCGAAGUUCGCUCCGUGGAUCAAUCGAAUUGGCUGCAUUCUGCAACGAUCAAUGUCGUACUUGCAAGACGAAUUCAGGUCGCUCCUUGAAGAUCCAAAGCUUCUUGAUUUUGAUCUCAACCAUGAAUCCAAGACGAAGCAGUCGUCGUCCAACUCGAAUCAGGAAGGAGAUCCACCCUUGCCGGAGGAAUCCGGCUCUGCCGGUGACAACAAUUUUCCAGGAUACUCGGAGGAGGUUAUUUUGAAUCUGAACAAAUUAGCGAAGGCAAUGCUAAGCGCAGGGUUCGAAACAGAGUGUUUUCUUGUUUACAUUGUGGCGAGGAGGACUGUAUUGGAAAACACGGUGCAUAAGCUAGGGUUUGACAAGUUGAGUAUCGAUGACGUUCAGAAGAUGCAAUGGGAACCAUUGGAGAGAGAAAUCGCAUCCUGGAACAAAUUGAUCAAGCAGUAUGUCGCCGUCAUAUUCCCCGGCGAACACAAGCUCUCGGAGGCGGUGUUCUCCGACAGGACGCCGGUUGCCGACCGCCUGUUCGGCAACCUCUCGUGGAGUGUCAUGAUCCAGCUUCUCAACUUUGCCGAAGCAGUGGCGAUGACGAAGCGUUCCUCGGAGAAGCUGUUCAAGUUUCUCGAUAUAUAUGAGACCUUGCGAGAUGUAAUUUCAGCCACGGGUAAUUUACGCCAUGAAGAAAGCGUGAACGAGCUCAAAUCUGAAGCUUUGUUGAUUUGUAGCCAACUCGGAGAGGCCAUAGUUCUCAUGUUCUGCGAGCUCGAAAACUCGAUCAAGGCCUACACCGGGAAGACUCCUGUGCCCGGCGGCGCCGUUCACCCGAUGACUAGCUACACCAUGAAUUAUCUGCAAUACGCAUUCGAGUACAGAGAAACCCUAGACCAAGUCUUCCGAGAGCACCAAACGAUCCAGCGAGCGGACUCUGUCGGUGGAUCGGACUAUGAACACAACGCAGCACGAGCCGGCGGCGGCCAGAACUCCAACGCCGAUCAGACGGCAAAGCCGCCGCCCUUCGCCAUACAGAUUCACAAAGUGAUGGAUUUGCUGCAUACGAACCUGGAAGAGAAAUCGAAGCAGUACAAGGACACUUCGCUGAGCUUGAUAUUCAUGAUGAACAACGGGAGAUACGUGAUGCAGAAGAUGAAGAGGUUGCCGGAGAUAAGCAAGUUGAUGGGAGACAACUGGACGAGGAAGAUGUCGUCGGAUCUGCGACAGUACCACAAGAACUACGUGCGGGAGACGUGGGGAAGGCCUCUGAAUUGCCUGAACCCGGAGGGAUUGAGCGUGAACGGGAAGGUGGUGAAGCCGGUGCUGAAGGAGAGGUUUAAGAGCUUCAAUGCCAUGUUCGAGGAGAUUCACAAGACGCAAAGCACAUGGGUGGUGAGCGACAACCAGCUCCAGUCGGAGCUGCGGGUUUCGAUAUCAUCGGUGGUGAUUCCGGCAUACCGGUCGUUCUUGGCGAGGUUCAGCCAGACCUUCACGCCGGGGAGACAAACGGAGAAGUACGUUAAGCACCAGCCUGAAGAUAUAGAGACAUCCAUUGAGAAUCUGUUUGACGGGAAUGCAGCGUCCACUGGGAAGAAGAAGCCAUAGCCAUGCACACACAUAUAUAUAAUUAAAUUGAACUCGAUCGAACGGAACAGAAGGAAUAGGGGGGUGAAUUAAGAGACGUGCAUAUAUACCAAGCAAACGGCCUUUGAUUAAUUGAUGAUCUUGGAUCGUUGCCUU